Messenger RNA from Haliaeetus leucocephalus (bald eagle), 3854 nucleotides. It is a transcript of the gene OGFR, whose product is annotated as opioid growth factor receptor. Gene Ontology annotation, molecular function: opioid growth factor receptor activity. Gene Ontology annotation, cellular component: membrane. The transcript is spliced from 8 exons. Lineage: Eukaryota; Metazoa; Chordata; Aves; Accipitriformes; Accipitridae. The record is from RefSeq and is a predicted model, not a curated record. Bases 1945 to 3840 code for a protein of 631 amino acids.
AGCGUCGCCCUCGGGUUGAUUUCGGACGCUUUGGCGUCUGCGGCUGAUGUGCACGCGUGGAUCUUCCCAGGCCACCCGCUUUGUAUGCCGUCAGUGUAUUUGGGCCUCGUCUCUCCGGUAUCCUAAUUUACUGCCGGGAACUGGAGCGGCUUAAAAUACUUACAAGAAGCCGAAGGGGUUUUGUCCUGGCAGCGAUCGCUAGCAUGUAAUUUUGUCCUCGUCCUGAUGAAGCACAUCUCGAAGGAGAAGAGACGACGCUCAGAAAUGAGCUCUGGGGGUGGCGAAGGCAGAGGUGUGCUGUGACUUUAUGACCCCUUAAGUUCCAUUAGACUGCCAUGAGAUGGGCUUUAAUGCGUUUUUUCUCCACCAUUCCCUGUAGUCUGGAUACUUGAUCCCAUAACUACAAGUUCUGUUUUCUGUGUGGCACCUGCCUGUUCACUGCAUCCUGGUGGCCACUGGAUUUGAUGUUAUGACGUUGAUGUUCUUCAGCAACUCCUUGCUUUUAAGUUUUUUAUUAGUAUCCUCAUCUUUGUACGGUGGCCUUUUGUAUGCUCUUUCAUGCCAUCGAUAGAAAGCCGUCACAUAACAUCUGCUCACUUUUCAAAAUGAGCUGUAACUUUUUACUUCUUUUAGACAUGUUUUUUUUUUCUAGGGAGCGUAUUUAGAGCAACUCUGAAAACAAAAAAAUACCCGCUGAUGUUCUAAAAACUGCAGGUGUGUGUGCAGUUACAAUGAGUGAGGUAGUGCUGCGAAAUGUGGACAUUUGUGUCUGGUGCCUUAAAAUGAUGUUGAUUUGAAAUAAAAGGAGCUUGUUAGUCUUAUCUGAGGUUCCUAUCUUUAGCAUCACUGCUUUUGAGUUUGACAUUGAGUAUCAGUAAUUUCUUCUACAGCAUUGCUUUGGCAAACACAAAACUGUGUCUCUCUUUUUCAGUAUUUACUGGGUCAGUCAAAACACACUACAGUUCUUAUUUAACUCCUCCCAUUUUGAGGAAAGGGAAACUAAUCCUUCACUUGAGUUUCAUUUCGGCAACUCAUCCAUAUUCUUAGAAUGUAAAUAGGCAGAUAAAGCUCUCUAAUUAAUAUACUUUUAAAGGAGUUUAAUAGUAAGCUUUAAGGGUUUUUAUAAGCAUUAAGAUAUUAAAAUAACCCCCCUUUAAAAAAAAAUUCUGUGCAACAUAGUGUUCCAAACACUCAUGACGUCCCACAAAAAUACACACUCUAUACUUUGCAAACAAAAUCAAAGUUGAAAUACAGCAGAUGGAUAUGCCCAUGCAUGUCUCUGCAUUUCCAUGGAGUUUACUGCAGGGAAUGUUGUUAGGCUUUAGCUGUGCAGGUAGGUCUGUGAAAGGUCAUGGGUAUUUUAGGUGGAAUAGCUGUAAUACUUAAAGGAAGAGGCAGGGAUUUCUUUUAAAACGUUUUGCAUUGUUUGAGGGCACACUGUCAAUUUUCUUCUGUACGUGGCUGGAGUUCUGGUUUUGUUCACAAGUUUUAAUGCCUCCAGAGCAUUCAGAUUGUUCUUUUUGUAUGUGUUUGUUCUUCAGAUUAUUUUUUUUUCUUAGAGCAACUUCUGGAUUGUGACAACUGUAAAAGCAACGACCGUUUUUUCAGUCCAGUGAGUGGACUUUUUGAACCUUGCCUGGCAAAGGAGUAUGUUGUCCCUGAGACUUGUGGCCCCUGGAAUAUUGUCCUGCAUCUUUAAAGAGGAGUUCUUCCUUCAGUGAUGAACAUGUAGUCACCUCUGUCUGACAGUGCCUGAAGAAUUUUUGAGGGCAGUGAGAAUGAAUACAAGAAGAAACAGUAAAUCUUCUGCUAUCCAUUUAUGCCUUACAACCUGCCAAAGGCAUGAAUCAGUUUCCAAAACUAGUUGCUACUUCUGCCUAUGUACACUAAUUCUCAUUCUUCUCCCCUCAGCCUAGAUGGUAUACUUUAUGGCAGAAGCUGCUAAUGUUUUUAUUCAAUACUGAGGAGCAAAGAUCAAAUUUGUCACCACUGUCUCAGAGGGGUUUUCAGUUCUCAGGCAGACGCAACUGGAAUGCAGCAAAAGACUUGCAGAGAUACAGACAUCAUUACCCGGGUCUGAUAGAAUCAGAAAAUGAGGAGGAAGAAGAGAUGUGGAACUUAAGCUUUUAUAAAAAUGAGAUUCGUUUUUUGCCCCAGGGUUUGCAUAUUGAAACUCUGCUUGAAUCUUGGUGGGACAACUAUGAAGUUCUGGAAGAAAACCAUUCUUACAUACAGUGGCUAUUCCCUUUACGUGAACAUGGGAUGAAUUGGCGUGCCAAACCACUCACGUGUCAAGAAAUCCAGGCCUUUAGGAAGUCCAAGGAAGUUAUGCAAAGGUUUAUACGUGCUUAUCAGCUCAUGCUGAGAUUUUAUGGAAUCCUUCUGGUCAAUGAGGAAACCGGAGAACUUAAGAGAGCAGAGAAUUGGGCUGAACGAUUUCAAAACUUGAACCGGUUCAGCCACAACAAUUUGCGGAUUACUCGCAUCCUGAAGUGCCUGGGGGAGAUGGGAUAUGAACACUAUCAAGUGCACUUGGUAAAGUUUUUCCUAACAGAAACUCUUGUUAAGGAGACAUUACCAAAUGUCAAGAGAAGUGCCUUGGAUUACUUCCUGUUCACCAUCAGAAGCAAAUGGAAGAGAAGAGAACUAGUCCACUACGCUUGGCAGCACUUCAAGCCUCGAGGCAGCUUUGUGUGGGGGCCGCAUGACAAACUCUUGAAGUACAGACCCCGAUCUGCCAAGUCACAGCUGCACCAAAAGGCUGAAGAUAAACAGGAAACCCCUGGUGAAAAAUCUGAUGAUUCUGUGGAAAAGGAUGAGAACCAGUCUCUAGAGGAAGAACAGAACGCUGGAGAUGCUGCAGACUCACAGCCUAAAGUGAAUGAUGAAGAUGUAAAAGAGAAGAUAAGUGAAUGUGUUUUGAAAGGAGGAGAUGGUGAAGAGGAGAAAGAGGCUUCAUUUACACAGCAGGAGCAGAAGGAUUUAAACAGUGAGGCUGAAGAAGUGCAGGGUACAGCAGAGAAUGACUGCACAAAGGAGAGCAAGAAGAGAAAACUGGAUGCAAAUAUGGCAGACGCUAAAAAGAGUGGACCAUUGAAAAGCCCUACUGAUAUUGAAAACAUUUCCCGUAAUCUGGGAGAAUGUGCAAUUGAUGCAGAAAUCCCCUCCUCAGUUCCGCUCUUGCAAACAGAAGAGGAGCAGGAAACACUGAAAGAAGGCAAUGCAGGCACCAAAGGCUCAACAGUGCUGGAGACUGCUGAUGCAGCUGUAAAACGGAGGAAAGUUGAUAAAAGAACAUCGAGAACCAGAACGUUCAACUUGGCCAUAAACCUGAACAUAAACGUGAACAUCGGGCCCUCUGUCUCUAGUGCCAAGUUAAAUCCAUCUGUUGCAAAUGCCGAGGCUGAAAAAGAGAACGUCAGUGAGAGCAACGCAACUGUGGAAGUGACAACUGAGAAGGGUGGUAGUGAUGCAAAUGGUGGGGCUGUGAGACCCCCGGUGGGUUCCAGGUUCCCCAAGACUGGCUGGACUUCUCCAAUAAGUGAUGGCUUGGAGUCGAGUAAAGAUCAAGUCACAGCAAGGAGUCAUCAGUACCACUGCAACAGCACGGUCCUGGCAGGCAAAAGUGAGGUGGAUGGGGUAGAACAGCAUAAAAAGGCAGAAAACGCAAGUGAAAAAGGGCAAGCAGAAGUCACAGGCAAGAAACAAGUUCCAGAGAGUCUUGAGCAGAGCAUGGCAUCCAUUUGUCCUGAAGAAGACAGCGCUGAGGUUGUAACACAAAAACCUGAAAGCUCUGAGCAUGCGGCAGAACCUGAUAAAGAGCAGGUAGCAGCAGAAUGAGACCAGCACGGCAA